AUGGAUGAAGUUUAUCAGACACUUGGAGAGCUUAGAACGUUCCAGCAACAUCAACACGAGACUCUAAUGGCUAACCCGGGGCCCAAUUACGCUUCUGCGUCCGACAGAGAAUUGAUGGAACGGUUUGUCAGAUCAAUGCUGACCUUUGCGCGUGAGUUCACUCAGUAUUCAUCCGGAGAUGGACCCCAAGCUGUGACUGCUGCCAAUAGUGGCAACAAUGGGAAGGGGGUCACCGGUGCAGAUGAUGGGAAUGUUGUGACGACAUCCACAGAUCAAGAUAACAGAGGGAAAUCAAUGGCUAUUAAUGUCAUGACUGAUCCUUCGUAUGACUUUAUCAGUAGAAACAACAAUACCAAUACCAACAACAACUUCAGCAGAGCUUCCAAUAACGCAAGAUUACCCUAUGGGGGUUCAGGUGCUGGUGGUGGGGGGAGUGGCACUGCUGUUGUGGGGGCCGGAAAUGCUUCAGUAGCUGGCGGCGGAGAUAAGGACGGAGAAUUGGUGAAAAGGCGAAAGGGUAAGGAUAAGAGAAACAACAACAACAAUAAUUCCAGUGACCCCAGUGGCAACCAAUCAGGAAAGAAUCUACAACAAAGUAAUAAUCUUCAAUUGUCACCUUCCCUUCCUGCUUUGCUUCUGCCCAGCCAAUUAGAUCAUCAUAGAAGACUACCUCCUCCACAAGCAGCUCUGCGUCUGGCUCAACUGCAACUGGAUCCCUUAGGUUCAAGUGGAGGUAGUUAUCAGAUAACUUCUGGUAUUCUUAGUGGGACUGGAGCCACUUCACAGAGCCCUGUAACUGGAGGAGCUGGUGGAGGACCUGCACCAGGCACACUGUCAGCUUUCUAUACCGGGAAUGGAACCCCUGGCGGGGGAGUUAACGGUGGAGUUAAUGGAGAUAAGGACCACCCAUCUAAAAGAAGAAAAGUCUCUCGCAAAGAUUUGAGUGAAGUUCCUAAAUAUAAACUUGAAAAGUCUCUUAAACUGAUCGAACAUAUUUGGAAAGAAUAUGAAUACGGAGUUAACGACAAACCACCGUUAAGAGCAUUGGAGGAAAAGUUUGGAGCGAAAUGGAGAGACGAAACUCAACUGCGGACUUAUUUGAGACGGAAGAAGAUUUAUGAUGCCAUUUUGAAAGGUAAAGAUAAAGGUUAUACCGAGGCUGAAGUAAUAAAGGAAUUGGAAGAUGCUCGAUAUGAUGGAGGUAAUAAACGCAAAUCAUUAAUGUGGUUAACUGGCAAUAUCCCCGACAAGUUUCAGUAA
Messenger RNA from Lizanozyma spartinae, 1260 nucleotides. RefSeq lists its product as uncharacterized. Lineage: Eukaryota; Fungi; Ascomycota; Pichiomycetes; Serinales; Debaryomycetaceae. Gene Ontology annotation, molecular function: DNA-binding transcription factor activity, RNA polymerase II-specific; RNA polymerase II cis-regulatory region sequence-specific DNA binding. Gene Ontology annotation, biological process: positive regulation of ribosomal protein gene transcription by RNA polymerase II. The record is from RefSeq and is a predicted model, not a curated record. The transcript has a single exon. Bases 1 to 1260 code for a protein of 419 amino acids.